AUGCUUCAGUUUUCUUAUGGAAUUCUCAAACCUCAUGAGAAAACCCGUUCAGCAAGUGGUUUUGCCAAUGGUAUCUCUGGUGGUGUUGAAUUUGGUGGCACUGCUUCAAAUCAAAAUGACAUUGGUAGGGGUCCAUCUGGCCAAAGUGGAUUUGAUGUGAAUGCAGUAAGUGGAUUAGCUGACUCUAAUUCUGCUCCCAGUGAAACAGUAUUACCUGGUAACAAUCUUUUUUUUUUUUUUUUCAUUUCAGCAGAUAACACCAACACAAGACAUAGGGAUGGAUUUAGUAGCAGUGUCUCUGGGAAUUUGGGAUUUGGUUUGGGGACAUCUGAUCAAAAGGGAUUGGACAUUGGUAGAGCUGACUGGAGUGAAAUGAGCAACAGACGAUCUGCUGGGGGUGAAUCAAUAGGUUUUGGAUUUGAUGCCCGUAGCCCAGUUGGAACCGGGUCUUUUGGUUGGGAACUUGGAAAAAGGAAGGGCGAUAAUGCAUUUGGUUUUGGAGCUUCUGGUUCGAGUUCAUUUGGUGGCAGUGGCAUUAAUAGCAAAAUAAAAAUUGAAGGAAAUCAAGUGGGUAGUUCUGGAGGACCCAUUUCCAAUGAUCUAGGUAUUGAUAUCUCAUUUUUAUGCAUAAAAAUUUCUGAAUGUGGCAUCAGUGCAAGAAUUAGAGAUAGUCUUUUUGAUGGCAUAUCAGAAAAUUUGAGAUAUGGUUUUGAGAAGCUUGGUCAAAAGGGAUUUGGAAGCAGAGGAUCUGACUGGAGUAAGAGCAGCAGGGAAUCUGAUGUCAGUGGCUCAGUGGAAAAGUCCUCAUCCUUUGAUUUGAAACAUGGAGAAAGGAAACGUGAAGCUAAAUUUGAUUUUGGAGAUUCUGGUUCAAAUCGAUUUGAUGACAUUGGCCUUAAUGAAAAUGUAAUAAAAGGUACCAGAGAAUCUGAUUUUAGUGAAGUACCAGUGCAAGAAGUGGUGGUGAGCAUGCUGGUGAAAAGUUUGAAUAUUCAGGAUUUGAAAAUAAUUCUCAUGACCAUCAUUUUGUAUUCAGCAGGUGACUCAAAUGCAAGAAAUGGGGAUGAAUAUUCUGGUGGUAUCUCUGAAGACUCAGGAUUCAAUUUGGGGUCAUCUGAUCAGCAGGGAUUUGGAAUCAGUGGAAUUGGUAGGAAUGGAGAGAGUGGCAGUGGAAUCGUGGGGGCUGGAUACUUGAGUCCUGGAUCUGAUGUCAGUGGCACAGGAGAAAAUACUUGGUCUUCUGGUUCUGGAAGUGGUGGAGGAAGGAAGGGUGCAGCUGGACUUGGUGUUGGUACUUCUGGACCAAAUGAAUUUGGUGAAACUGGCGUUAGUGGCACAGGUGUCACAAGCCCAGCCGACCACAGUACCUCUGCACCACUCACUACACCAGAAAAAGGAUCCCACAUUCCAGAAGCAACUCCGAAAUACUCAGAAACAAAUACAAUUAUUGGCGAAGCUUCUACUUGGGGCAAAGGAGCAUAUAAAGCUUUCAAUGGCCGCAUCUUUUCCUUUGACUCGUCAUGCGCAUACACCUUCUGCCGUCAUUGCGUGGAAUCCGGAGAAGAUUUCAAUAUUGAGAUCAAAAGAAACAAUAAUAGUGAUAUUGAAAAAAUAAUAGUUAAAAUCGACACUAAUGACGUCUCUAUUUUUGGUGAUAUCAUCCUAGUUAAUGAAGAAAGUGUACAGAUGCCAUAUAACAAUAAAUUGAUACACAUUAAAAAAUAUGGAGAACAUAAUGUCCUGAAUAGCCGCAGAGGAAUCAUGUCUUUAAUGUGGGACAAAAAUAACAAACUCUCACUUACUCUUCACAAGAAAUAUCCAACUUGUGGUCUCUGUGGUAACUUCAACAGCACUCCAGGAGAUGAGAUCAAUGAACACAUUGCCAAUAGUAAAAUUCCUGGUGAUUGUCCCAAAGCCGUUAGUAAAAGCUAUGAUGUUUGUGAAGAUGGCGUGCAGGUAAGAGAUUUAUAUUUCACCUACAAUGUAUUUAUUCCAGGUUACCUAUUGGACGAUAUUGGAGAAAAAGGGAGAUGUGUAUUAAAGGCUAAAUGUCCCUGUGAAUCAAAUGGAAAGAUCUAUCAGUCAGGAGAAGUCCGAGAUGGUCCUUGUGGUUCUCAGUGCACAUGCCAAGAAGCAAAGUGGUCUUGCACUGAAGCAUUAUGUCCUGGAAGAUGUAAGGUGGAAGGAAGUUCAAUCACCACCUUUGACGGUGUUAAAUAUAACCAUCCUGGAAACUGUCAUUUCUUGGCCAUCCACGAUAAAGAUUGGUCUAUUAGCGUUGAACUUCGUCCCUGUCCAAAUGGUCAGUCAGGAACGUGCUUAAAUAGUGUUACACUCCUCUUGAAUUCGUCUAUUUCAGUUGACAAAUAUAUAUUCAAUAGAGAUGGAACAGUCACAAAUGAUAAGAUUAGAAAUCAAGGUUAUUAUUAUUCAGACCAAAUGCAGAUCUUCAAAGCAUCUUCCUCAUACCUUCAAGUAGAAACAAACUUUCAUGUAAAGAUGCAGAUACAGAUUGUUCCUGUGAUGCAAUUAUAUGUUUCCAUGCCACCCAACCAAUUCACAGACACUGUAGGACUCUGUGGUUCCUACAACAACAGAGCAGAGGAUGAUUUCAUAUCAAGUCAGAAUAUAUUGGAGAAAACGUCUCAGGCAUUUGCUGAUUCUUGGGAAAUGAUGCCCUGUCCUAAAGGAAACCCCACUUCGUGCAUCAGUAUAGAAAAAGAAAGAUAUGCUGAAAAGCACUGUGGAAUUCUUCUUGAUUCAAGUGGGCCUUUUGCUUCCUGCCAUCCAAUUGUGAAUCCUAAACUAUAUCAUGAGGAAUGCAAAAAAUACACUUGCACUUGUGACAACAGUGAAGAUUGUUUGUGCACGAUUUUAGGCAACUAUGUAAAAGCGUGUGCUGAGAAAGAAACAUACAUAGUGGAAUGGAGAACUGGACUAUGUGAUCACUCUUGCCCAAGUGGCCUGGUUUUCAAGUACAAUGUAAAAGCCUGCAAUAGUUCUUGUCGAUCAUUGUCAGAGAGAGAUAGGAGCUGUGAUGUAGAAGAUGUUCCAGUUGAUGGAUGCACUUGCCCUGAUGGAAUGUACCAUAAUAAUGAAGAGAAUUGUGUUCCAAAAUCUCAGUGUGACUGCUACCUAAAUGACGAGGUCAUACAACCAGGCAAACUCAUCCAUAUUGAUGACAAUAAAUGUGUCUGUCGGGAUGGAAUUCUUCUUUGCCAGACUCCCAUUGAUUUAACCCUACAGAAUUGUUCCGGAGGGACUGAAUUUGUUGACUGCAGGGACCCGAAGGCACAGAGAAGAGUUGACAGUACCUGUAGCACUCGGAACAUACCUAGUUUUGAUGAGAACUUGCCUUGCAAACGUGGGUGCUACUGUCCAAUUGGCAUGGUUCGAAAUUCUAAAGGAAACUGUAUCUUUCCUGAAGACUGCCCAUGUUCUUUUGGUGGACAGGAGUAUGACCAGGGAAGUGUUACCUCGGUUGGCUGCAACAAAUGUACUUGCAUAAAAGGGUCUUGGAGCUGUACACACAAUGAAUGUCAAACCACCUGCCAUAUCUAUGGGGAAGGUCAUGUUAGAACUUUUGAUGGAAAAAGUUACAGCUUUGAUGGUCUCUGCCAGUAUUCAUUUCUUGAGGAUUAUUGUGGUCGUGAAAAUGGCACAUUCCGUCUCUUAACUGAAAGCGUCCCAUGCUGUGAAAAUGGGCUUACAUGCUCAAGAAAAAUCAUAGUUGCUUUUCAGGAUCAGAAUGUUGUUCUGCAUGAUGGGAAAGUAACAGCAGCCAAAACUACAGAAAGUAAGGAAUGUGAAAUCAAUGGAAAUACAUAUUCUGUACAUACUGUUGGCCUGUACUUGAUUCUGAAAUUUUUGAAUGGAAUAACCAUAAUUUGGGACAAGAAUACAAGAGUUUCUGUUAUACUGGAUCCACACUGGAAUGGCAAAGUAUGUGGUCUUUGUGGAAAUAACAAUGGUGAUCUCAAGGAUGAUUUCACAACACGAUAUUCAUCAGUAGCUGCUGGAGCACUGGAAUUUGGAAAUAGCUGGAAAACCAGUCAAGAAUGUUCAGACACAGUAGCUCAAGCUUUCCCGUGUGACUCAAACCCGUACUGUAAGGCCUGGGCUGUGCGGAAAUGUGAGAUCAUCCGGGACAGCACCUUCAGAGACUGCCACAGCAAGGUGGACCCCAAUGCCUACUAUGAUGCAUGCAUUGAAGAAGCCUGUGCAUGUGACAUGGAGGGGAAGUACCUGGGAUUCUGCACAGCUGUGGCUAUGUACGCAGAGGCGUGCAGUGCGGUUGGAGUCUGUGUCAGAUGGAGAAAACCAGAGCUCUGCCCUGUCUACUGUGAUUAUUACAAUGCCCCUGGGGAAUGCAGUUGGCACUAUGAACCUUGUGGUACAGUGACUGCAAAAACUUGCAAAGAUCAAGUUAUUGGCCAGAAAUUUUCUGCACUUUUAGAAGGAUGUUAUGCUAAGUGCCCAGAUAGCGCUCCUUAUCUGGAUGAGAACACCAUGAAAUGCGUCAGUUUAUCUGAGUGCAGCUGCUUCUAUAAUGAUAUCAUACCAGCAGGUGGAGUGAUUCAGGAUAACUGUGGAAGAACAUGCUAUUGCAUCGCAGGAGAGUUGGAGUGCAGUGAAACUGUUCCUACAAAUUCAACAUUCACAGUUUCAGCUACAACAGCUACCUCCAUAUUAAGCACCGAAGCAGCAAUAACAUUGGUAACCAGGAGCUCAGGUGCAGCAGCUUCCAUUCCAGUGAUUACAACAUCAAGCAGCGAAACAAUAGGGACAACUCUAACUCUUCUGAGUGAACCUUUUACUACAGGUGUUAUUGGAACUCCCUUUCCCGUGACCGUCAGUGCUGGCACUGCAGGCACGACUGUAGUGUACCCCGCCCCCACCAGUCCUGGGCACAUGGCAGGAGGAACAACAGGCAGCCCUACUGCACCAGCAAGAGGAGGUGAAGACAGCACACCCAGGGAACCAAGCACAGGGGCGACAAGCCCAGGGAAACCAGGCAAGUCAGAUACACAUUUUAGCGGACCCCAGAGGUUUCAGAGGGCUUCACAACAGCACCUGGGCGUGAGAACACAAAUGGAGACACAACUGCCCCGGGCUCGACCAUGGGAGGCAGACCAGAGAAAUGAACAAAUAUGUGAAACAAUAUGUAAACAAAUAUAUGAAAAGUAUUUUGAAAGCAGAGAACAGCACAAUCUGUUCUGCUUCACCAAAGAUCAUGAUUCAUAUUUAUUUUUGAUUUUGAAAGGGACUACCGGAUCAUCAGCUAGUGAUGCAACUAGACCCCCAAGUAGUGAAGUGACACAAUCUGAAGGCAAGUUAGGAACAACUGAAGGGGAGAAUGCAGCCACCACUGGAACUGUUGGUGAAAACACUUCCCGAGCCUCAGCAGGUACAACUGGAACAUCCGGUAUUACAACUAGUAGAGAUGAAAAUAAACCUGGGUCACCCCGCAGUGGUACUACAAGCUCUUCAGAUAAACUAGGAACAACUGGACACUAUGUUGAAGGAGGUGGAACAACUGGGCCAUCUGAGGGAAGAUCAGGGACAACUAGAAUAUCAGCUGAAGGAUCAGGGACAACUGUAUUGUCAUCUGUAGUGACAGGGAAAACAGGACCAUCACUGGGAGGAUCAGCAACAACAAGAUCAUCAGUUAAAGGAUCAGAGACAACUGAACCAUCUGUUGUAGAUUCAAGAACAUCUGUACCAUCAGAAGGAUUGACAGGAGCAACUGAACCAUCACUUGGGUUAACAACACCUGGACCAUCAGCUGAAGGAUCAGGGACAACUACAUUACUUGCUGGAGUAUCACAAACAACUGAAAGCUCUGUUCUAAAGUCAGGAAAUACUGGACCAUCCACAGGAGGAUCACAGACAACUGAACAAUCAGGUGAAGCCCAGACAAGUGGACUAGCAGCUGGAGGAUCAGGGACUACAGGACCAUCCACUGAAGAAUCAGAAAAAACAGAAACACCUGUUCUGGGUUUAGGGACAACUCACACAUCUGAAGGAUUAGGAAAAACUACAUCUGUUUUAGGUUCAGGGACAAUUGGAACAUCAUCUGGAGUGACAAGAACAACUAAAUCAUCAUCUCGAGAUUCAGAUACUACAGGACUAACAGCUGAAGUAUUAGGAACAACUAAAUCAGCAUCUGGUAUAUCAAGCACAACUGGACUAUUGUCUGGUGGGUCAGGGACAACUGGACCAUCUGUUGUAGGAUCAGGAACAUCUGUACCAUCAGCAGGAUUGACAGGGACCUCUGGUCUAUCACCUUGGUUUGCAACAACUGGACAAUCAUCUGUAGGAUCGAGGACAACUGAGUCAUUGGAUGGAAGAUCAGAAACCACUGCAACCUCCAUUGUAAGUUCAGGCACUACCAGUCCAUCCACAGGAGGAUCACAGACAACUGGACUGUCAGCCAAAGAAGCAGGGACAACAGAACAAGCAGCUGGAAUAUCAGGGACCACAGGACUGUUCCAUGGACGAUCAAGAACAACAAGACAAUCUGUUUUAAGUUCAGGGAUGACCUUACCAACUUCUAAAGAAAUAAGGACAACUAGACCUUCAUUGGUAAAGUCAGGUACAACUGCAGUAUUGACUCCAGGAUCAGCCACAAGUGGACUGUCAUCUGGAGUGUCUGAGUCCACUGAAGCAUCAUCUGAAGCAUUAGGAACAACAAGAUCAUCAGCUGGUAUAUCAGAGACAACUGGACCAUCAACAGUUGGAUCUGGGAUGGCAACAGGACCAUUUUUUGUAGAAUCAGGAACAGCUGUAUCAUCGGUAGGAUUGACUGGGACAUCUGACCUAUCACAUGGGUUAGGAAUAACUGGGCCAUCAGCUAAAGGAGCAGGGACAACUGGAUCAUUUGCUGGGAAUUCAGGAACAACAGUAACCCCUGUUGUAAUUUCAGGGACUGCUGGUCCCUACACAGUAAAAUCACAGAUGACUGGACAAUCUGCUGAAGAAGCUGGGACAACAGGACCAACAGCUGGAGGUUCAGGGACCACAGGACCAUUCCAUGGAGGAUCAGGAAAAACAGGACAAUCUCUUUUAGGUUCAGGGACAACCAGACUAUCUGUUGUAGGUCCAGGAACAACUAUACCUUCAAGUAGACUGUUUUUUGUAGGUUCAGGGACAACCAGAGCAUCAUCUGGAGUGAAAAGGACAAUUGGACCAUCAUCUGGAGAAUUAGGAACAACUAGAUCAUCAUCUGGUAUGUCAAGGACAAUUGGACCAUCAACUGGAAGGUCAGGGAUAACUGGACGUUCAGAAACAGAAUCAGGAACAUCAGUAACAUCAGUAGGAUUAACAGGGACAUCUGGAUCAUCAUUUGGGUUAGGAACAACUGGACCAUCAACAAAAGUAUCACAAACAACUACAGCACCUAUUGCAGGAUUAGUAAAAUCUACAUCAUCUACAAGAUUGACAGGGUCAACUGGAUCAUCAAUUGGGGGACCAGAGACAACUGGAACAGCAGCUAGAGGAUCAGGGACCACAACACUGUCAGCGGGAGCAUCAGGAGAAACUGGAACAUUAGCUGAAGGAUCAGAAACAACAAAAACCUUUGUUAUAACUUUAGGGAUUACUGAAACACCUGUAAGAGGAUCACAGACAAUGGGAUGGUCAACUAAAGAUGCAGGAACAACUGGGCAAGAAGCUAGAGGAUCAGGGAUGACAGGGCAAUUCAUUGGAGGAUCAGGAACAUCAGUGUCAUCUGUUUUUGUUUCAAGGACAAUUCACCCAUUAUCUGAAGAAUCAGGGACCACUAGACCAUCUGUUUUAGGUUCAGAGACAACCAGACCAUUACCCGGACACACAGAGACCAUGAGAUCAUCAUCUGGAGAUUCAGACACCACUGGACCAUCAGCUGAGGUAUUAGGGACAACUAGAUCACCAGCUGGUAUAUCAGAAACAACUAGACUAUCAACGGGUAGAUCUGGGAUGACAGAAGGACCAUCGGUUGUAGGGUCAGAAACAUCUGUACCAUCAGUAGGUUGGACAAAGAUAUCUGGCCCAUCACCUGGGUUAGUAACAACUGGGCCAUCAGCUGAAGGAGCAGAAACAACUGGAUCAUUUGCUGGAAAUUCAGGAAGAACGGCAACUGCUUUUGUAAGUUCAGGAACUAGUGGUCCCUACAUAGGAGAAAUCCAUACAACUGUACUAUCACCUGAAGAGACAAGGACUAUAGGACCAACAUCUGAGGGAUCAGGGACCACAGAACCAUUCCCUGGAGUAUCAGGAACAACAGAACAAUCUGUUUUAGGUUCAGAGACAACUAGACCAUCAGUUGUAAGUUCAGGAACAAGUGGAAUAUCACCUGGAGUGAUGGGUAUACCUGGACAAUCUACUAGAGUGACAGGGAAAAUUGAACCACCAGCUGGAGAAUUAGGAACAACUGGAUCAUCAGCUGGUAUAUCAAGCACAACUAGACUAUUGUCCGGUGGGUCAGGGAAAACUAGACCAUCUGUUGUAGGACCAGGAACAUCUGUACCAUCAGCAGGAUUGACAGGGACCUCUGGUCAGUCAUCUGGGUUUGCAACAACUGGACAGUCAUCUGUAGGAUCGAGGACAAUUGAGUCAUUGGAUGGAAGACCAGAAACCACUGCGACCUCCAUUGUAAGUUCAGGCACUACCAGUCCAUCCACAGGAGGAUCACAGACAACUGUACUGUCAGCCAAAGAGGCAGGGACAACAGAACAAGCAGCUGGAAGAUCAGGGACCACAGGACCAUUCCAUGGACGUUCAGGAGCAACAGGACGAUCCGUUUUAAGUUCAUGGACGACUGGGCCAUCAUCUGAAGAAAUAAGGAGAACUAAACCUUCCUUUCUAAAGUCCAGCACCACAGGAAUAUCAGCUACAGGAUCAGCCACAAUUGGACACUCACCUAGUGUAUCUGAGUCCACUGAGCCAUCAUCUGAAGUAUUCAGAACAACUAGAUCAUCAACUCGUAUAUCAAGUACAACAGGACUAUUUUCUGGUGGGUCAGGGACAACUGGACCAUCUGUUGUACGAUCAGAAACAUCUGUCCCAUCAGCAGGAUUGACAGGUACCUCUGGUCCAUCACCUGGUAUAGCAACAACUGGACAAUCAUCUGUAGGGUUGAGGACAACUGAGUCAUUGGCUGGAAGAUCAGAAACCACUGUGACCUCCAUUGUAAGUUCAGGCACUACCAGUACAGCCACAGGAGCAUCACAGACAACUAGACUGUCAGCCCAAGAGGCAGAGACAACAGAGCAAGCAGCUGGGGGAUCAGGGACCACAGGACCAUUCCAUGGACGAUCAGGAACAACAAGACAACCUGUUUUAGGUUCAGGGACAACCCUACCAACAUCUAAAGAAAUAAGGACAACUAGACCUUCAUUUGUAAAGUCCAGCACAACUGGAGUACUGGCUAUAAGAUCAGCCACAACUGCACUGUCAUCUGGAGUAUCUGAGUCCACUGAACCAUCAUCUGAAGUAAUUGGUAAAACUAGAUCAUCAACCCAUAUAUCAAGUACAACUCGUCUAUUUUCUGGAGGUUCAGGGACAACUGUAAUGUCUGUUGUUGGAUCAGGAACAUCUGUACCAUCAACAGGAUUGACAGGGACCUAUGGUCCAUCACCUGCAUUCGUAACAACUGGACAAUCAUCUGUAGUAUUGAGGACAACUGAGUUAUUGGCUGGAAAAUCAGAAACAACUGAAACCUCUGUUGUUAGUGCAGGGAUUACUGGUCUGUCCACAAGAGGAUCUCAUACAACCGGACCACCUGCUGAGGAAACUGGUAUAACAGAACGAGCUGGUGGAGCUUCAGGGACCACAGGACUGUUCCAUGGAGUAUCAGGAACAACAGUAUAUUCUGUUUUAGGUUCAGAAACAACAAGAAAAUCUGUUGUCAGUUCAGGAACAACUGUACCAUCAUCUGGAGUGACAGGAAUAACUGGAUCAUCAACUACGGAAUUGGGAACAAGUAGAUCAUCAGCUGGUAUAUCGGAGAACACUGGGGCAUUAAUGAGUGGAUCUGGGGUUACAACAGGACCAUCUUUUGUAGGAUCAGGCAUAUCUGUACCAUCAGUAGGAUUGACAGGGACCUCUGGUCCAUCACCUGGAUUCGCAACAACUGGAUCAUCAGCUGAAGGAUCAGGAAUAACUGGAGUAUAUUCUGGAAUAUCAGAAACAACUUCCACCUCUGUUGUAAGUUCAGAGACUAUUGGUCCAUUUACAGGAGGAUCACAGACAACUGGACUGUCAGCCAAAGAAGCAGGGACAACAGAACUAACAGCUGGAGAAUCAGGGACCACAGGACCAUUCCAUGGACGAUCAGGAACAACAAAACAAUCUACUUUAGGUUCAGGGAUUACCUUACCAUCUUCUAAAGAAAUAAGGACAACUAGAUCUUCGUUGGUAAAGACAGGCACAACUGGAGUAUCAGCUACUGGAUCAGCCACAACUGGACUGUCAUCUGGAGUAUCUGAGUCCACUGGACCAUCAUCUGAAGUAUUAGGAACAACCAGAUCAUCAGCUGGUAUAUCAGAGACAACUGGACCAUCAACACGUGGAUCUAGAAUGACAAGAGGACCAUUUUUUGUAGAAUCAGGAACAUCUGUACCAUCAGUAGGAUUGACAGGGAUGUCUGGUCCAGAGCCAACUGGAUCAUUCACUGGAAGAUCAGAAACAACAGCAACCUCUACUGUAAAUUCAGGUGCUAGUGGUCUCUACAAUGGAGGAAUCCAGACAACUGGGCUGUCAGCUAAAGAAGCAAGGACAACAGGACCAUUUCGAGGAGGGUCAGGAACAACUGGAAGAUUUGUUGUAGGUUCAGGGACAACUGUGCCAUCAUCUAGAGUGGAAAGCAUAACUGGACCAUUAUCUGGAAUGACAGGAAUAACUGGACCAUCAGCUGAGGAAUUAGUAACAACUAGUUCAUCAGCUGGUAUAUCAGAAACAACUGGAUUAUCAAUGGGUGGAUCUGGGAUGACAGCAGGACCAUCUGUUGUAGAGUCAGGAACAUCUGUAUCAUCAGUAGGAUUGGUAGGGACAUCUAGCCCGUCACAUGGGUUAGGAACAACUGGGCCAUCAGCUGAAGGAGCAGGGACAACUGGAUCAUUUUCUGGAAGAUCAGAAACAACAUCAGUCUCUAUUAUAAAUUCAGGUACUAGUGGUCCCUACAUAGGAGGAAUCCAGACAACUGGAAAAUCUGUUGAAGAAGCUGGGACAAUAGGACCAACAGCUGGAGGUUCAGGGACCACAGGACAAUUCCAUGAAGGAUCAGAAACAACAGGACAAUCUGUUUUGGUUUCAGGGACAACUAGACUGCCUGUUGUAGGUUCAGGGACAACUGGGGCAUCAUCUGGAGUGACAGGUAUAACUGGACCAUCAUCUGAAGUGAAAGGGACAAUUGGACCAUCAGCUGGAGAAUUAGGAACAACUAGAUCAUCACCUGGUAUAUCUAGGACAACUGGACUAUCAUCUGGUGGGUUAGAGACAACUGGACUAUCUGCUGUAGGAUUAGGAACAUCUCUCCCGUCAAGAUUGACAGGGACACCUGGACCAUCAGCUGGUUUAGCAACAACUGGACCAUCAGCUAAAGGAUCAGGGACAACUGAAUCAUUUUCUCGAAGAUCAGAAACAACUGAAAUCUCUGUUGUAAGUUCAGCAACUAUGAGUACAUCCAUAGGAGGAACACAGACAACUGGACAAUCUGCUGAGGAAGCAGGGGCAACAGGUCUAGAAUCUGGAGGGUCAGGGACUACAGGACUAUUCCAUGGAGGAUCAGAAACUACAGGACAAUUUAUUUUAGGUUCAGGGACGACCUUACCAUCUUCUGAAAAAUUAAGGUCAACUAGACCUUUAUCGGUAAAGUCGGGCUCUACUGGAGUAUCUGCUACAGGAUCAGUCACAAGUGGACUGUCAUCCUGGGAAUCUGGGUCCACUGGAUCAUCAACUGAAGUAUUCAGAACAACUAGAUCUUCUGUUGGAAUAUCAAGGACAAGUCAACCAUCUACUGGAGGAUCAGGGACAACUGCACCAUCCGUUGUAGGAUUAGGAAUACCUUCAUCAGCACCAGGAUUGACAGAAUCAACUGGACCACCAGUUUUAGGAUCAGAGACAACUGAAACAGCAGCUAGAGGAUCAGGGACCACAGGACUAUCAGCUAGCAGAUCAAGGACAACUGGAUCAUUAGCUGGAGUAUCAGAAACAACCAAAACCUCUGUUGCAAUGUUAGAGACUACUGCAACAUCUAUAGUAGGAUCAUGGACAACUGAACAAUCAACUGAAGAAUCAAAGACAACUGUACAAUCAGCCCUAGGAUCAGAGACCUCAAGACCAUCUAGUGGAUUGUCAGGAAUGACAGGAUCAUCAAGUUUUGGUUCAGGGACAACCCUGCCAUCAUCUGAAGAAUCAAGGGUAACUAGACCAUCCGUUAUAGGUUCAGGCACAACUGAACCAUCAUAUGGAGUGAUUGGGACAAGUGGAUUAUCAUCUGGAGAUAUAUCCAUCACUGGACCACCAUCUGAACUAUUAGGAACAAGUAUAUCAUCAGUUGGUAUAUCAAAGACAAGUGGACAAUCAAUGGGUGGAUUUGGGACAACUGGACCAUCUGUUGUAGAAUCAGGAACAUCUUUGCCAUCAGCAGGAUUUACAGGGACAUCUAGAACAUUACAUGAGUUAGGAACAAGUGGACCUUCAGCUGAAGGAUCAAGGACAACUGGAAUAUUUUCUGGAUUAUCAGAAACAACUGAAACCUCUGUUGUAAGGUCAGAGACUACUGGACCAUCCAUAGGAGAAUCACAGACAACUGGACAAUUAAUUGAAGAAGCAGGAACAACUGUACAAGGAUUUGGGGCAGCAGGGACCACUCAGCCAUCUUUUGGAGGAUCAGGAACAACAGGACCAUCUAUUUUAGGUUCAGGGACAACUCCACAAUCAUCUGAAGGAUUAGGGACAACUGUACCACCAGCUAUAGAACCAGGAACAACUGGGCCAUCGACCAAAGGAUCAGCCAAAACUGGAUCAUCAGGAUUACAGACCACUGAAUCAAUUGAAAUAUUAGGAUCAGCUAUAUCAUCAGUCAGUGAUUCAAGGACAAUUAGACCAUCAACUAAAGGAUCAGGGACAACUGUAAGAUUACCUGAAAGAGCAGAGACAAUUGGACCACCUGUUGUAAAUUCAAGGAUAACUGAACCAUCUGUAGCAUCACAGAGGACUGGACCAUCAGCUGAAGGUUCAGUGACCACAGGAUCAACAUCUGGAGGAUCAGGUACAACUGCCCCAUCUGUUAUAGGUUCAGAGACAUCUGGACCAUCAGCUGGGGCACCAGGAAUAACUGGAAUAUCAUCUAGAGGAGCAGGAGCAACUAGACUACUUGUUUUAGUUUCAGAUACAGCUAUGCCAGCAAGAUCCAGGACAACUGCAUCACCAGCUGGAGGAUCAGUGACAGCUGGACCAUCAAAUGGAGAAUCAAGGACAACUAGAUCAGCUAUUUUAGGUUUAGGGACAACUCAACCAUCAUCUGGAGCAUCAGGAACAACUGUACCAUCAUAUGAAGUUUCAGGGACAACUGGACCAUCACCAGAAGGAUCAGGGACAAGUGGAUCAUCAACUGGGAUAACCACUGGGAUGUUAAGGAAUGAGGUUACCACAUCUGAAGGCAAGUCAAGUUCACUGAAAAUAGACCAUUUAUUGCCAGGUGCAACCAGAGUGUCAGUGGGAGCUACAACAGGUUCAGACAGGGGAAGCACAGCUGGAGCAUCAGGCUCUAUAACCACCACUGCUGGGAAACAAGCAGUCAAGACUUACCUGGGUACAACUGAAGAACCAUAUGGAGAAACUGAGUCAGGUGAAAGCAUAACCAGUUUAACCACACCUGGAAAAUCAGGUUUUACAGAAGCUGCCCCUGGUUCAACAACUGCACCAGAAAGUUCCACUACUGGCUCAGAUAAGAGAAUUCCACCAGUAUUAAUUGUAGAGGUCACAACUUCCACAGAAAGUGUUGGCACCAGUGGAGGUGGAUUCAGAACAGGCACCACUAGGGUAGCCCCUGGCAUAACUGUUGUCCCUGGAAAUUCUAACACAGAGGCCACAACUUUCCUAGGAGAAAAUGAAACAACCAGAGUUGGAAUAGCCACAGGUACUACUGGUAUAGUCCCUGAGAAAACUGUGGAACCUGGAAAUUACAGUACAGGUACCACCAUGAUUUCACUUGGAGCUAGUAGAAGUUCACAGAGUUCCAAGCCAGGUUUUACAGAGGAAUUCUCUGGGGUAACUAUUAUAUCUGGAAGUUCCCACACAGGUAAGUUAAUAAGAAAUAAAUCUCCAUAUUUAACCUCAUCACCUGUUGGGAGGCCUGUCCUAUAUAAAGAUUUUCUUAUUCAAAGAAACAGUAUUGAUGCUCAGUAUUUUCCUUGGGAAAUUCAUUUUUUUUUGUUUCGUCUUACGGUAGGCACCACUGCAGUACCGGGAGGCCAAGCAACUGGGAGUGUGACAGGCACCACUGGGGUAGCCCCUGGUACAACUGUUGCCCCUGGCAGUUCUAUUACAGAAGCCACAACUUCUGUGGGAGAAAGUGGAACAAGAAUGAGGAUCAUCACAGGCACCUCUGGCACAACAGGUGGAUACGUUCCUGGAAGUGAGGCAGAGCCCACAACUUCCACAGAAAUGACUGGAACUGGAGCCCAAACAGGUGAGCAUGAAGAGCCCAUGAUUUGGGGGUCAACAGAUUUAGGACUGUCUCAGGUUUCCUUUGGAGACUUUGCAUUUAAUUUAGGGGUAUUGCAAGUGAGUCAAAAUAGGUUUAAUAGUAGGGAUAAAAAUCUUUUUGAAAAUCUAUGUACCAGUGGAGUAGUCUCUGGCACAACUAUUAAAUCUGGAAGAUCCAGUGUUGGUACCAUUGGUGUGGCCUCAAGUACAACUGUUGCACCUGGAAGUUCCCAUACUGAAGCUACAACACUCCCUGGAGGCAGUGGAAGCACAGGAGUUGAAAUUAAUACAGGGGGAUCCAGUAGCCAAGUCCCUGGCAUUCAAACAGGUACUAUUGGAGUGACCCCAGAAAGUACCAUCUCACCCAGAAUUUCCAACACAGGAGCUACCGCUGGUGCAUCUGAGACACCAAGCCCUGGAAGUAAAACAGGCACUACAGGUGUAAUCACUGGCACAACAGCAUCUGGAAGUUCCAACACAGUUACCACUGGGAUAACCACAGGUACAACCAUCGCACUUGGGAGUUCCAACACAAAGGCUACAACUUCUACAGAAUUUGAAGCUACCACUGUAUUUGGAAUGGCCACUAGUGAGUGGUUUGCUUUCAACCUUUUGUGUUCUCAACAGUUUUAUUUUUCUCUAUACACCAGCCUUUUAUAUUUUAUGAAGCUAAGAAUGAUAUAUUACUCUCAAUUCUUUAUCCAUCUUGCCUUAGCAGAUACUGCUUCAGAGUCAGCUGAAGUUUCCAGGGGUCCAGAAAAUUCUAGUCCUGGGGCUACAACUCUGGGACUAAGCCGUGACACCACUGGGCAUGUAAUUCAAACAGCUUCAGGAGUCACCAACCUAAUUCCAGGGAGCCAGUCUACUGGAAGAAAAAUAGCUACCACUGGGACAGGCUCUGUAAAUAUAUCAUCACCUGGAAGUUUCCAAGCAGAAACCACAACUUUUAAAGAAGGUGUUGGAACUAUGGAAGCAAGAAUUUCAUCAGGUACCACUGGGGUAGCCUCUGGCACAACAGUUAUUCCUGGAAGCUCCAAUACAGGUACUAGUGUGGCAUCAAGUAGAAUUACUGGUGUCCCAGAAAGUCCCACCCAAGGUACCUCCAGGGAAGUAUUUGAAACAACCACUGCUCCUGGAAAUUCUACCACAGCAGCCACUGCUUCCAUUGGAGUCAAGGAAACCUCUGGAACUAGAAUGCAAACAGGCUCCACCUCCAUGUCAACUAAAAUCACAACAAGACCCAAAGUAUCCUACCCAGAAACCACUCUAGUCACAACAAGAGACCAAGAAACUGAAAAUAAAACAGGAUGUCCAGCAUCACUUCCACCACCUCCAGUUUGUCAUGGUCCGCUGGGAGAAGAGAAAUCUCCUGGAGAUAUAUGGACUGCCAAUUGCCACAAAUGCACCUGUACUGAUGCAAAGGCUGUAGACUGUAAACCCAAGGAGUGCCCUUCUGCACCCACAUGCAAAACCGGAGAGAGGCUUGUAAAGUUCAAAGCUAAUGAUUCCUGCUGUGAAAUUGGAUACUGUGAACCAAGAACGUGCUUAUUUAACAAUACUGAGUAUAAGAUUGGUGCUUCAUUUGAUGACCCCAGCAAUCCAUGCAUCUCCUACUCCUGCCAUAGCACUGGUUUCAUCGCAGUGGUCCAAGACUGCCCAAAGCAGACCUGGUGUGCAGAAGAAGACAGAGUCUAUGAUUCAAACAAAUGUUGCUAUACAUGUAAUACUAAUUGUAGAUCUUCACUUGUGAAUGUGACUGUUAAGUACCGUGGUUGCCAGAAAAAACUUGAGAUGGCAAGAUGUGUAGGGGAAUGUAAGAACACUGUCAAGUACAAUUAUCAUAUCUUUCAGCUGGCAAAUUCAUGUCUUUGCUGCCAAGAAGAUAAGUACGAAUUCCGGGAAAUUUUUCUUGACUGUCCUAAUGGCAGUACAAUACCUUACAGAUAUAGGCACAUCACGGCAUGUUCUUGCUUAGAUAUGUGCAAACAGUCUACACUCCCAACAGUCAGUUAACGCCAAUAUCACCUUUCCAAGUAUAACAGACCAGGUAUUUAUUUUAUAAAUGCACAAAAAUCACUAAAAUAGAAUAACUAAACAUUUGUAUCUCACUCAAAGUGUGAAUUCUCAUUCUGAGGCAUUUUGUUCUCUUGUUGACUGGAUGUGAAAAAUAAAUACAAGUUUUCAAGCAAUUCAUGAGUGUAUG
Messenger RNA from Panthera uncia (snow leopard), 16894 nucleotides. It is a transcript of the gene MUC19, whose product is annotated as mucin 19, oligomeric. Bases 1 to 16704 code for a protein of 5567 amino acids. The transcript has 92 exons. The record is from RefSeq and is a predicted model, not a curated record. Gene Ontology annotation, cellular component: extracellular matrix. Gene Ontology annotation, molecular function: protein binding. Lineage: Eukaryota; Metazoa; Chordata; Mammalia; Carnivora; Felidae.